AAAAAAGAUCUUUGUACAAUCACACAUGGCACUAUUUAUUAAAAAUUAAUACAUUUGCUAUUAUUACAAUUGGAAAAAGGUCAUUAGUAUUAACCUAGCUAUGUGCAAGCGCAGUUACGGUACAUUAAACAGUAAUUAUUGAGCUUGUGCACUGGAGAGUACCGUACUUCCAUGACUCAUAUGCAAUAUCAGUUAUAUGAAGGGAAUUCCAGAGAGAACAGGACUUGCUUAAUUUUUUUAGCAGUAGUAAUUAACUUCUGCAUAUCCAGUGUAAUUAUUUCUAUUGAUUGAAGCAGAGAAGAUAUUUUCCUACCUAAAGACAAUAAUCUCAGGUUACAGUAUGUGCCUGUUCCCAAAAUACUAUUUCAAGCAGUGAGUAGAACUGUAAUUUGUCAAGCACCCUGGUUUUCAUCAGUGUUUUCUGCUGCUAUAGCAGAGUAAAAACUGUUACACAGCCAUAGGAGACUCUUGAUUACUGGGAGAGGAGGAAAGGUAACAAGCUGAAAAUGAGAAUAGUGCUCCUGCCCCUUUGUGUGUUGAAAUACACAUUAAAUACACAUUAAAAUAAAAAUCAACAAGGAUACACUCGCUACAAAUUUGCAAAGUAGUAUAAUACCAGAUGGCAUUAUGCACUGAACAACCUUGUGCCUACAUUCCCACAUUAAGAAUACAGCCUACCUACACUGUAUACAAGAAGAUGUUCAAACUGCAGUAAAGCACUUAAUGAUUUAUUAAAGACCAUCUGUCAGUAUGAAUCUUCUGUUUCCAGUUCUAUUAAUUCAGAAAUUAAUGCUCGCUCAGUCUCUUCCCCCAUCCUUCUGCCAACUUCGUAUAAUCCUGAAGGUAUUAUGGGCCUUUUGUCAGCAUCUUAAAUAUAGUGAUUUGAGUCAGAUGCACUGACCAUCAAGGAUUGGCAAUGAGAUGGGAGCACUCCCUCUUCUCUUGCAUGCUUGUUUUCACUUGCAAGAGUUACAGACAUGGGCUUUAAAAAAAAAUGAAGUGGAGGGGUCCCUCCACUGGAUCUUGAACCUGCCCUGCUGCUAUCCAUGAAGAUAAUGGAUCCAAUCCAGAUGCUGGAAAGAGGAUUUUUUCUUCCCCAGUGCAAGCAGUGGGACUGUGGAUGUUGCAGAGGUCAUACCACUCAUGUUUGGCUUGCUGCUUGCUUGCUUAUUUAAUUUCUGUACUGCUUAAUGUAUUAAAAAAUAUUGCUAAGCUGCGUACAAAAAACCGAAGCAACAACUGUAAGCAAUGUUAAGCAAUAUUUUGUUUGACAGCUUAAACAAAAUAUUACAAAAAUGCACAGUUACCUAUAAAAAUGUUACAUGAAUACAACAUAUAUUGUCUUAUUUUAUUUAUAUCCCGCCUUUCCCCCUAACUGGACUCGAGGCGGCUUACAACUAAAAUAGAAACAGCUAAAGACACAUAAAAGUGGAUGGUGGAAAGGAGCAAUGUCUCUGCAGCCUCUUUUGCGUGACUUCGGAGGACUUAAGCCUUUUACGGAGAUGUCAAAGACACCGGAACUGUCGCGCUAGGAAACCGGACGUCGGUUGCUGCGCUUGGACCCUCGCGUUUGCUUUAUCUCUACGGCAUUGUAGCCGAAUAAGAGGUCGAAAGACAGGGAAGAGCGGCCUUCUCUCCACAGGACGGAGAUAUGCUCCUCCUACUUCCGGCUCCGGAAGUGAAGGAGUAAAAAAGGGGGGCGUCGUCGCCAUGGCAACCGCAAGAAGCCGGCGGAAGGAGCCGAAUUCAGAAGGGCGGUAUCGGAACGAGCGGAAAAAGGAAACAAAUUUACAGGGAGAAAAUGCAGUUUUCUGGAGGCAGCAGACGGAAGUUGUUGAAGGUGGUGGCUGAUAGACAGGAUCAAUACCCUCUUAGCCUUCAGUUCUACCUGCAGCCUCCUACUGAAAAUAUAUCUCUAAUAGAAUUUGAAAGUUUUGCUGUUGACAGACUCAAAUUACUCAAAGUAGUAGAGAACUUGGGUGUCAGUUAUGUGAAAGGUUCAGAGGAAUAUAAUAGAAGGCUGGCAUCCGAAAUUCGGGCUCUUAAAUUUCCUUACAAGGCUUUGGCUGAAGAGGAUUAUGAUUCAAGAAGAAAAGAUCACAUUUCUCAUUUCAUAUUGCGCCUUGCUUACUGCCAAUCGGAGGAGCUUAGGCGGUGGUUUAUCCAGCAAGAAAUGGAUCUCUUCCGCUACAGAUUCACUCAGCUAAGUGGCCUCUUGACUGAAAAGUUCCUUGAAAAUGUCAGCUUGUCAUAUGAUGUUAUUCCAAAAUCUGAAAAGAUGAACAUUGGAGAGAAGCUGCGAAACUCAACUCCUGGUUUGGGGGGUGUUAAAAUAGAAGAGUUUGUCUUUUAUAAGGUUCCUUUCUGUGAUGCUGUGGAUUUAGUCCGUGUGAGAAAAGUUUACCUUCAUGGUGGCUAUGCCUAUGUACCUCAGCAAGAUUUUGUUACCAUUGUUCUGAACAAUUACAGAACCAAACUGUCAAAAGCCCUGGCACUCACAGCACGGUCAUUGCCCAUUGUACAAACAGAUGAGAGACUCCAGCCUCUGCUCAGUCAUCUCAGUCAUGCGUACGUUGGUCCAGAUUACAGCAUUGAAAGAAACAUUGGGAAAAUUUCAUUAGAACAGAUUGAUACACUUUCUGUUAAAUCAUUUCCUCCCUGCAUGCGCCAACUGCACAAAGCUCUGCGUGAUAACCAUCAUCUCCGUCAUGGAGGCCGUAUGCAAUAUGGUUUGUUCCUAAAAGGCAUCGGUUUAACACUAGAACAAGCUCUACAGUUCUGGAAAUCUGAAUUCAUCAGAGGAAAAGUGGAUGCAGACAAGUUUGACAAAGGAUAUGCCUACAGCAUCCGGCAUUCCUAUGGAAAAGAAGGCAAGAGAACUGACUAUACUCCAUACAGCUGCAUGAAAAUUAUAAUGUCCAACCCACCAGGACAAGGGGAUUAUCACGGGUGCCCAUUCCGUCACAGUGAUCCUGAGCUGCUGAAGCAGAAGCUGCAGUCAUAUAAAAUCCCUGCCUCUGGGAUUUCUCAGAUUUUGGAACUGGUGAAGGGCAUGCACUAUCAAUUGGCCUGUCAGAAAUACUUUGAGCUCACCCAUGACGUCAAUGAUACUGGGUUUUCUUUGAACCACCCAAAUCAGUAUUUUGCAGAGAGUCAGCAGCUACUCGGUGGCAUCAAGGAUAUCAAGAAAGAACAAAGGCAGCCCGAAAGCUCCCACCCAAAGCACAGCAACCAGACAAGUACAAAUACAACAUCCACUUCCUCUUCUGUAAAUACAACAGAGGAAAUGGAACUGGAGGGACUGGAUGACUACUUUGCUGAAGAUUAAGAAGCACCUGUUUCCAUUUUGCAACAUAUAUUUUGAAGUAGCUCUUUUGAGGGUCAGGAGCUGGCAUUGUGGUGUACAUAGGCCUCUUGAAUGCUGCCUUAAACAGAAAAAGGAAAACGUAUUGUCAAGCAUCCAACUCGUGCAUCAGUUUUGAAAAGAAAAUGGCAAAGUCGUUUGCAAGAUCGAACGACUGUGCAUUUCCAUUUCUGUGAGCAAAGCCCUCUGUGUUGCUAAACCUCCCACCUCCUCCCUGGGCUCUCUGUUACCGUGCAGCUUAUUUCCCUCUCUAUUUUUCUUAAUAAAGCGGAUUCUGAAAUGUAGAUGAGUGGAUGCAUUGCUUGCGUUUUUUAGGUGAUAACUGCUAGAUAGCAUUACAUGCAAUCCAUAACAGCUUAUGAAUGGCUUGUAGAAAUAUACAAAAGCUGUCUUGCUGUGAUCUAAAGUAGCAAAGACUGCUGUUUGAAAAAGAAACGAGGUUUUAACUGCAUGAUGCCAAAUAUAUUUACUCUUAAAUGGGUGGAUUGGUCAUAGCCACCAUAAUUAAAAUGAAGAGCUUCACAUCCACCCUGGAAGCUCUAUCUAGGAUUCCUCUUCAUGUGUAGCAAGAAAGUUUUGUAUCUGAAACCAUAAAACUUCAACCAAAAUUUAUGCAUGAAAAACAUGUACAGUGGUACCUCGAGUUACAAACGCCUCAGGUUACAAACGCUUCAGGUUACAAACUCCGCUAACCUGGAAGAGUUACCUCGAGUUGAGAACUUUGCCCCAGGAUGAGAACGGAAAUCAUGUGCUGGCGGCACAGUGGCAGCAAGAGGCCCCAUUAGUGAAAGCAGAAACUAGUUAAGAACAGUUUCAGGUUAAGAACAGACCUCUGGAACGAAUUAAGUUCGUAACUAGAGGUACCACUCAUUCUGGAGCUUCAUUCUUAACCUGCCGCAAAAGUAUUUCACAUCAUGGACUUCCAUCGUCUCUCAGCUUUGAGGGGGGACAAUUUCUGUGUCUGUGUAUUUUGAUAGAACAAAUUGUUUAAUAACAAAUUCAGAGAGUGUAAAAGGAGAUUACCCCAUCUUAUGAACUGAAUUUGAACCAAAGCUAAACAAUAUGCCGUUCUUUCUAUGAAUAUUUUUAUGACCUGCACAAUCCUAUAGAGCUGCCCCAGUUACUGGGUUCAUGCUGCUUAGAUAUUGCUCCUGCAGGAUUCUCAGUGCCACUGAGAAGUGGACAGGCCCACGCUUUCAGCACUAGGAUGCAAAAUUUUGCUUAUUUUGCUUAUUUAUAGAACUCAUUGGGCCUGUUACGUUUUGAUACUGCUGUUAUUUUUCAGUUCUCAUAUACACUACUAGCUGAGCCCAACAUAGGCAGGCUGGGUGAAGUCCUGAUUUAAGCUGCAGUUGUUACUGCCACUCAGAAAAGACAGGAACUACGGUAAGAGGAUUCAUGUACAGCAACUCCAAAGUCUACUGCAGCUCACUUGGGGUGGUAGUCAAGCUCAGCCAAACAAAGAUGUGUGAUCUCCUAUUAAAGGUAAAGGUAAAGGACCCCUGACAGUUCAGUUGUGAACGACACUGGGGUUGUGGCGCUUAUCUUGCUUUACUGGCCAAGGGAGCCGGUGUUUGUCUGCAGACGAUCUCCUAUUAGGGAUGACCAAAUCCACCAAUUUUUGUUUCUUCUGUUUCCAUUCUUAAGUUUAGUUAGAAUAGUUGUGUUUUCUACAUUUUGUAUGUUGCUUUCACUAAUGUGUUCAUUUUUUAUACACACUUUACCCAUGUUAAAUGCGUUCUUGUGCACAUGACUCAGCUGCAGAAGUGCAUCGCUAAAUUUGGAUUCUGAAGGAUGGCUGUGUUCACGAAUUGCUUCCUAAAGUGUGGAUUUGGUAGGCAAGCUUAAUAGAAUUAAUCCCCUUCUGUAUACCCUCUGCCUGAGUCCUUUAUCAUUCUCCUUUUAGUUACCCUUUCCCUUUAGUGUAAAGCACACACAACUUAAGAAAAUCAUCUAUUAAUUUGGACUGCAAUCCUUCAGUUAGGGAUGUCCCCAUAUUGUCCUUGGCACCAUUAUGCUAGCUGGUCACUUGCAACACUGCAGUGUUGGUGAAACUCCCAUUGGUAUCAUAUAUAUUUCAAGCACCAAAGGGGAAAACGUCACUCCAGAAACCAGUUGCUUCUGAAUACCAGUUGCUGGAAACCAUAGGAGAGAAGAGUGCUCUUGUACUCAUGUUCUGCUUGCAGGAUUCCCAGAGGCAUCUGGUUGGCUACUGUGAGAACAGGAUGCUGGACUAGAUGGGCCAGUGGCCUGAUCUAUCAGGCUAUACUUACGUUCACAGAACAUAAUGACACUCGCAACUACAAGGGCAACACCCCUGACUCCCACCAAUCAUAAGGUGGCACAAUGAAGAUGCUUCCCUAAAAGCAGCGGAAGCCGCAAAUCCACUUAUGGCAACAGGGAGGUGCAGGUGAAGGUGUAUCUCGUUGCUCAGGCCUUUCAGGAAAGGUAAGAUGUAUGGAGGAUCUUGUAUGUUUUGGUUGCUGUCAAUGUCUUAAGGUUUUGUAGUUUUAAGCUGUUUAUAGUUAAGUUUGAUUUUGAAGCUUAUUUCUGCCAUGGAAUGCCCUACUGUCGGAUUUUACAGUGUUAAGUUCUUUGGGGCAGGGGCCUGACCUCUUUCAUUCGUGUAAGAACUACUCUUUUUUUUUUUUUGCAGUAUCACAUUGCAUUUAACGCCUGCAUUUAAUGCUUGCUAUAUUUAAUUCAGUGCCAUGUUAAGCAAGUCCAAUUCUUCAAAGUGUUGGCUUUCUAUUUCUCAUCCUCUGGCCCCUGUAAAAUCAAAACCCCUACGUCUCCAGAUGCUUGAUAGAAUUUCUAAUUUUAGAGAACAGUUUGGGCUGCCUGGCUGUCUCUUCGAGUAGUUAGCUCACUUGUUCCUCAUCCUCAAUGCCUAUGUAGUAGGAAAACAGUGGGAUUAUAAGGGUUGUCAUGUUUUCAGCUUUUCUGUUGACAAGCUGCCUUAGGAGCAUCUUUUGUCUUUGGCUGUACUUCAGCCGGGCAGCUGAAGAGGAAAUACUAUGGUUACGCUGGAAAUGGCAUUACCUUUUGUCUGGGCUCUUAACAUUUCAUGCUUGUGCAGCCAUUAGCUGAAGGAGAGAUACUAGAAGAACAGUGUUUGGGGAAAUAGAAGAGCCUGAGGUUAAUUGCUCCCGAGAGAAGGCUUGCUUGGCACUUCUUACCUACAACAGAAUGCCGAUCGGUUGAUAGGCAAGUCUGGGCUGCAACUCUGGAGUGUUGACCGAUCCUCUGAGGCUGUCACUCCCCAUCCAGCUCCACCCCUUGCCUUGAAGACAAAGUUCCACCUGGAAUUUAUUUCAGCUGCUUACAACCCAAGAUAUAACAAGGAUGGGUGUGUUGACAUUAGGCUAGUGCAUUUUCUCUCUCUCAUUCUGGGUUGUAGACAACAACAAAAACAAUUAUAACACACCACAAAUUAAUGAACUGCAGCAUUAUAGUCCUGGUUAAUUGUCAGUUGAAUGCUAUUUUUAACAAUAUCUUUUUAAAAAAGUUAUUACAAAUUGUAAAAAUGGUGCCAUUGCCUUUCAAGCAAGUUUCCCACAGUGCUCUGCACCCCCUCUGCAAAGUCAAAACAGAAUAAAAAUAGCCGAACUUUGCAAACGGGUAAAAAGCAGCAUCGAAACCAUAAGCUAGGAUUCAGUUGAUUAAAGGCAGGGGGAGCUCAGGCUUCAGAAC
This is a messenger RNA of Zootoca vivipara (common lizard), 7057 nucleotides long. The record is from RefSeq and is a predicted model, not a curated record. NCBI's taxonomy places the organism in Eukaryota, Metazoa, Chordata, Lepidosauria, Squamata, Lacertidae.